CCGUCACCACAUUGACUCCAAAACCCAAGUUUGCCACCCAGUUCAAACGACGUCGUUCCAAUCAAUUACAAAAGCACAUAGUGUGUUUUACCUUCGCCGUCACCACAGAAAAACGAAAACGGAAACAAUGGCAUUCGCAACAACCACUCCUCAAAACCUCACCACCUUCACCACCUCCUCACACAAACCCAAACUUCCAUUCUCUCCCUCUCACUUCCUCACAUUCCCCACUCACGCAAACCAAACCCUAACUUCACGCGCCAUCUCCACCGCCAUUUCCACCUCCACGCGCAUCCACUCUCUCUUCACACCACGCGCCACCUCAUCCCCUUCUUCCUCCACCACCGCCGCAGAAACAACCUUCCACGGCCUCUGCUACGUCGUCGGCGAUAACAUCGACACCGACCAAAUCAUCCCCGCUGAGUACCUCACUCUCGUCCCGUCAAAACCCGACGAGUACGAGAAGCUGGGAACCUACGCGCUCAUCGGCCUCCCGUCCUCCUACGCCACGCGUUUCAUCGAGCCCGGCGAGUCGAAAACCAAGUACACAGUCGUCAUCGCCGGCGCCAACUUCGGCUGCGGAUCAUCACGUGAACACGCGCCAGUUGCGCUUGGCGCGUCGGGUGCAGCGGCCGUGGUUGCGGAGUCAUACGCGAGGAUAUUCUUCCGGAACUCGGUGGCGACCGGAGAAGUUUACCCGCUGGAAUCGGAGGGGAGGUUGUGCGAGGAGUGUAGGACUGGUGAUGUUGUUACGAUUGAGAUGAAGGAGAGUAAGCUGAUCAAUCAUACCACUGGAAAGGAGUAUGCGCUGAAGUCAAUCGGAGAUGCCGGCCCUGUUAUCGAGGCCGGCGGGAUCUUCGCUUAUGCGAGGAAGACCGGCAUGAUUCCGUCUCAUUGAGAGUAGAUAUUCAAGAUGGCUAUUUAUGAUUGUUCUUCCCACCCAUGGAAGCUAGAAUGGACAUGGAUUUUGUUGGAUAAUUGGAGUCAUUUUCACAGAUAGACUAUUGUAUUGUCUUGGGUUUAAUGCUAUUUAGAGUGUUGUAUUGUCGGCGCUAUAAUUGUUAACAUUCUAGGAAUGUGUAGUUUUAUUUAAGGCUUCCAUUUAGAACUUGAAACUUUUGUUUGCAUCAUACUUGUUGCCUAAGCAGGAUUUGUAGUAUAUCCUCUUUUUGUAUUUGAAUGCAUAAAUUUAAAAAAUAAUAAUAACGAAUGUGUGUAGAAUUAUAUAUGUA
This is a messenger RNA of Arachis duranensis, 1232 nucleotides long. Its product is annotated as 3-isopropylmalate dehydratase small subunit 1. The coding region runs from base 128 to 898 and encodes 256 amino acids. The record is from RefSeq and is a predicted model, not a curated record. Lineage: Eukaryota; Viridiplantae; Streptophyta; Magnoliopsida; Fabales; Fabaceae. Gene Ontology annotation, molecular function: hydro-lyase activity. The transcript has 2 exons.